Molecule: messenger RNA, 774 nt
Organism: Parathielavia appendiculata
Lineage: Eukaryota; Fungi; Ascomycota; Sordariomycetes; Sordariales; Chaetomiaceae
Exons: 2
Coding region: 142-609 (155 amino acids)
Source: RefSeq, a predicted model, not a curated record
ACCAAGACCAUAUCUGCGUGGUCGUGAGACGAGGUCAGAAGGAGAUGGCCUACCAGGCUGAAUAGGGGUGAAGAAAUAUGAGGAUUUACUAGCCUUCUAAGGACUCUCAAGCGCGCGAGGAAGCAAUGGAGAAUGGUCUGAAUGACAUGCGCUCACCCAAGUCGCUGUACAUGGUGGCCAAGCUGGAAAGGCUGGAGGAUAAUGCCACGCGAGUCAGGGAUUCGGUCGUUAUCAUUCCCCUCAAUGCCAGAGGCCCGACCCAAAAUUGAGACAAUGCUGGCAGAUCAUCACCCUUCUCUCCCUCUGUCACAGACGGGCUACGACCGAGAACGCCAUCUGCUCUGGGAAGCAAGCGGACCAGCUCUUGAUUUAGUCGCAGGCCCUCUAAGUGUUUGCCGCCAUGGAUUUAUCUACGGGCCCCUAUCUUGGAUAUUCAGUCUCAUGGCGCUGCAAACUGACGGGUUUUUGCCGCCCAAGGAUUCGAGCUGUUGCAAGGUCGAUGUGUUCGGGGCUUUUUGUGAGUGCCUUUCCCUCCCGUCUCCCUCGCCAUCUUCCGUCACUCCGAGUUUAAAAGAGCAGUGUGUUGACGGAGCAACGCCUAAUCGCUAGUUGCGAGCGUCAUGUGCACAUUACUGCUUUGCGGUCUUGGGCUGCUGCAUGUCAGCUUCAACUUAAUGGAAGCCUAUUUCAAAUGGGCUGCCGGAACUGGGAUAGGGUUCAAGCCGCGUCCAGCCUGAAGUCAUUAGCCGCAAGGCAAGCUCGCAGAAAAGUAAA